This is a messenger RNA of Solea senegalensis (Senegalese sole), 2736 nucleotides long. RefSeq names its product SRY-box transcription factor 19b (gene sox19b). Gene Ontology annotation, molecular function: DNA-binding transcription factor activity, RNA polymerase II-specific; RNA polymerase II cis-regulatory region sequence-specific DNA binding. Bases 337 to 1248 code for a protein of 303 amino acids. The transcript is spliced from 2 exons. NCBI's taxonomy places the organism in Eukaryota, Metazoa, Chordata, Actinopteri, Pleuronectiformes, Soleidae. Gene Ontology annotation, biological process: cell differentiation; regulation of DNA-templated transcription; anatomical structure morphogenesis. The record is from RefSeq and is a predicted model, not a curated record.
AACUUUUGGAGGAGUUGAGUGUGAGAGCUGGCUGAGUGACAAACCUGCUCUACUGCUGCUGCUGCGUUCACUGACCUGUUUCUGCUCCGUGUUUCACUCUCACAGUGAUGACUCACACAAUCACUCCUCUCUUUUAGGGAAAGACGAGCUGCGUGUGUUUGUCUCCACAGUUGUGUGGUGACUAAUUAGCUGAUUUGGAUCACCCGGCGCUCCCGGUUCAACCUGUAGGGAAACGUGGCCGUGCGUCGCCAGGUGGACGGCGACAGAAGGCUGCAGUGUGCUUCAGCUGUUCAACUCCUCUCUAACUCCCUCUCUACUCCACUACUUGUGUCCAAUAUGUACAGCAUGAUGGAACACGAGCUGAAGCCCAGCGGCCAGCCUCCCUCUCACCAGACCAACCAGGGGAUGUCGCCGGUCACCGGCAACAUGGGCAGCAAUGGCAACUCUCACCCGGGCUCCAAGACGGCGUGCGCCCCUGGAAGUGACCCCAUGGAUAAAGUCAAGCGGCCCAUGAACGCGUUCAUGGUGUGGUCCAGAGGACAGCGGCGCAAGAUGGCUCAAGAAAACCCCAAGAUGCACAACUCGGAGAUCAGUAAGCGUCUGGGAGCGGAGUGGAAGCUGCUGACCGACGCCGAGAAGCGGCCCUUCAUCGACGAGGCCAAGCGGCUGCGGGCGGUGCACAUGAAGGAGUAUCCCGACUACAAGUACAAGCCACGGCGCAAGACCAAGCCCCUGCUCAAGAAGGACACUCAGGUGGGCAAGUACCCGCUGUCAGCGGGGAACCUGCUGGCGGCAGCGGCGCAGGGUCAGGGGGCCAGUCCAAGGAUGGAGAGCUACGGCUGGGGCCCCACGGGCGGAUACGCCGGCAUGCAGGGCGAGGCUCUGGGCUACACACAGCAGCUGCACCGGUAUGACCUGUCCGCUCUGCAGUACCCGCCCUCAAUGACUGCUGCUCAGAGCUACAUGAACGGAGCCAACUCAUACAGCCCCAUGGCAUACAGCAGCAACCCUCAGCAGCCCAGUCCCGUCACCAUGUCCAUGGUGAAGGCGGAGCCAGUGUCCCACUCUCCUCCGACGGGGACGCCGAACCACCACCGUGGGCCUUUACAGGGCGACCUCAGGGACAUGAUCAGCAUGUACAUCCCUGGACCUGGAGGAGACGCCACCGACCCCACCACAGCACAGAGAGGUUACACCAGUGUCCAGCAGCACUACCUCACCGGAACUGUCCCACUCACACACAUCUAAGACUGGCGUGGGAAAGUUGUGGGGCGGGGGGGCGGCGUAAUGGGGCGGGUGAUGAAUGAUGCGGGAGAACUAGAAAUGCUCUUGACACACAGGCCUGGGAGUGUGGACACAUGGUUAACACUUCCAUAUGUGCCUGCAGUUACAGACAUAGACGUGAUGACUAAGUGAGAAGCUCUUCUUCUACCUCUUUGGUGCCACAUCGGUUCAAAUGAAACACACACACACACACGCCCAGCACUGAGCUGAGACUCCUCCACCCGCCAAGCAAAAAAUCUCUUCCUGCAGUGAAGAUGGGGCAGCACCUGUUUGUGUUUUUGUUGUACAUAUUAUGAACUGUUUGUCUUCUUUUAAUAUUUUUUUAGAACUUCUUCAUAAUGAGUCAAGAUUAGACUGGGUAACAGCUGGAUGCUGGUGGAAAUGGUGGGAAGGAAAUGAUGCACAACUUGAAUAACAGUGAUGUUUUUUUUUUUUAAUGAACUCUUUGUGCCUUGGCUUUGGUUUAGUGCUAUUGUAUUUUUUAUAUAUGAACUGAUUAAAUCCUAUUUGGACGACAUGGGAAUCACCUUCUGGACAAUCAGCACUGCAUCCAACACAAACACACGUUUAGUCUGCGCCGUUGUUUACAAAUGAAGCAGCAGAGUGCGAGAUGCUGCGUGACACUAAUGUUGCCGUCUUUCUGAGUGUUAUUUGUUUGACUUAGUUUUAUUUUAGAUUUGAUCUUUUAGUGUAAAUGUGUGGAUGCACUGCUCUGGUGUCGUCCUGUCACUUUGCUCUAGGCAGGAGUUGUAUUGUUUUUAGGCUUCUUGAAUUAAAUAUAUCAAAUGCUGCAUUUCAGUUGUUUUAUUUCAAAGGCAGAGUCAUAGUUGCAGGUUGUGACUUCGAUGUACACUGGUAUGACAAAAUACCUGCACAUUUUGUAUUUUUUUUCAAUACAAGUUUUAAACUCAAUCUCCAUCCUGUGUCUAAACAUUUUAAAGUGACUUCACAUGUGAGUCAUUUGUCCAUAAAGUAAUAAAGUUUUGAAUCCUGGUUGUUUGAAACUGACAGCACUCUGGUUUUCCUGUCCUGCCUUCUUCUUGUGCUGCUAUGAACCUAAAGGAUCGUUUUAUUUUCAACCAUGGAAAACUCUGUAUUGAAUGUGGUAGAUAAUUGAGACAGUAUUAAUGACUAAAACCUGCACUGGAGACAGAUGACAGGGUGAUUUUUAUUUUGCUUUUUAAAGGGAGAGCAGUUCUGUUAAAGUUAAUGCAUCAAUGUUUACAUUGGUACCCACGUAUGUUGAAAACUAAACUUUUAUAUACUGACUUUAGAAUGAAUUCUCUUAUGUAUGUAAAUGCUGCCAUGUACUAGAGUUACUGUAUGUAACCUUCAUGUAAAUAAUGUAUACAUUUUUAGGCUCUUAUACUAAGAGUCUCGAUUCCUUUUUGAUUAAAAAAGUUGUUAUGGCAUUCAUGACAAUAUUAAUAAAAAGUACAAAGCCUUUUUUCA